Macadamia integrifolia is the source of this 1071-nucleotide messenger RNA. RefSeq names its product elongation factor 1-delta-like. The record is from RefSeq and is a predicted model, not a curated record. Gene Ontology annotation, cellular component: cytosol; eukaryotic translation elongation factor 1 complex. NCBI's taxonomy places the organism in Eukaryota, Viridiplantae, Streptophyta, Magnoliopsida, Proteales, Proteaceae. The transcript has 8 exons. The coding region runs from base 141 to 833 and encodes 230 amino acids. Gene Ontology annotation, biological process: translational elongation. Gene Ontology annotation, molecular function: translation elongation factor activity; guanyl-nucleotide exchange factor activity.
GACUGAUUCCGAAUUUCCGAUAGACGGCCUAUAAGUAGUCGUUUUGCUGUACUAGGGUUUGCCCUUCUGUAAAGCGCUCCAAGCUCGAAGAGUGUCGAAGGCUGGACGAGGCUUCGAGUACAAACGGGGAACUUUCAAAAAUGGCAGUCGCUUUCUACAGCCUCGACACUGAGUCUGGACUAAAGAAACUUGAUGAGUAUCUGCUGACGAGGAGUUAUAUCACUGGAUACCAAGCUUCAAAAGAUGAUAUUACUGUCCAUGCAGCUCUUUCUGGUGUUCCUUCAUCUGAAUAUGUGAAUGUGUCUCGGUGGUACCACCACAUUGAUGCUCUUCUAAGGCUUUCUGGUGUUUCAGGAGAAGGUCAGGGUGUAACAAUUGAGGGAUCUGCCCCACCGGAAGCUAUUGCAACUCCUCCAGUGGCUGAGGCAACGGCCCCAGCUGCUGAGGACGACGAUGAUGAUGAUGUGGAUCUCUUUGGGGAAGAGACAGAAGAGGAAAAGAAAGCCGCUGAAGAGCGUGCUGCAGCUGUCAAAGCAUCUGGGAAGAAGAAAGAAUCUGGAAAAUCCUCUGUUUUGUUGGAUAUAAAGCCUUGGGAUGAUGAAACUGACAUGAAAAAACUUGAAGAAACUGUCAGAAGUAUUGGGAUGGAUGGUUUACACUGGGGAGCAUCUAAGCUUGUACCGGUUGGAUAUGGUAUAAAGAAGUUGCAAAUAAUGAUGACCAUUGUUGAUGAUUUGGUAUCUGUUGAUACUCUUAUUGAGGAAAACCUCACAGUUGAACCAGCAAACGAAUACAUUCAGAGCUGUGAUAUUGUGGCAUUCAACAAAAUCUAGAGGGCCUGGUAUAUUCCGUAUGUAUCGAGGAAGAUGAAGCAGUGCUGCUAUUAUGAAAUGGUUGAACGGAGUGCAUUUUUACAAAUAUAUGUAUCUAUUGGCUUUUAAAUUUAUAGUAAUCUGUUGAAACUGAGAAUUAUGGGGCUUGUGAAGGCCGAGUGAUUGAAGAAUUUUUUGGAUUUGGCUUUAAGAAUUAGCACAAUCUCAUUAUUAGUUUAUUGUGUUGGUUUGUCCCUCA